Molecule: messenger RNA, 2822 nt
Organism: Tigriopus californicus
Lineage: Eukaryota; Metazoa; Arthropoda; Copepoda; Harpacticoida; Harpacticidae
Product: protein FAM91A1-like
Exons: 12
Coding region: 139-2637 (832 amino acids)
Source: RefSeq, a predicted model, not a curated record
UGACAGUUGAUUGAUAACAAGAGAAGUCAAGAAAAACCCCAGAAAUUUGAAGCCGUCAAUCUGUUGGUUAAUAUAUCUUGGCUCAAUCUCCUAUUAUGCUUGUUCUGUGUGCCUAAGUGAGCCAACCACUCGAAAAGCAUGAAUUCGGAGGUUGAGUGCUACAUCCGGACCAAUGUCACCUGGAACAAACUCCCCGAGUCUAUCAAACAGCAACUGGGUCAUUCGCAAAAGGAGUAUGAAAAGGGUGUGGUCACGUUCAGUGUAAAGAAUCAGAUCCGAUUCAAAGGAAAUUUAAUUCGGCAAGUGCGGAAGGAUGAAAAGAAGUACUACGAAGACCUUUUGGCCUACGGUCGCCAGAGUCUGAUGCUAUUUCCAUACCAUCUCUCGGACGUGAUCAUCAAGGGACUCAUGGUGUCUCCAUUUGAAUAUUACAUCGCCAUUUUGGAGACGUUGAUGCAACAAGAAAAAAGCUACGACUCCUUGCCCAACUUCACUGCAGCAGAUUGUCUGAGGCUCUUGGGCAUUGGUCGGAACCAAUAUAUUGACUUAAUGAACCAAUCAAGGUCGACCAAGAAGUUUCCCUUCUUUCGGAAGAGUGGCAAGGAUCUCUUGCCAACCAAACCGGUGCAAAACAUUCCAAUCUUGCCAUGGUGGAUCCUCCAAGUGGGUUAUGUCACCGAAGAAGACAUGAAGAGCGUCGAAAAAGCUGAGCAUGCUGUGAUCGAUCAGCUCAUUGAUCGAGGAUCGUGUCCAGCAGGACAUGUGGAUUUUCCGGUGGUACUCGAACUGUACAGGAAGGGGUUGGUGUACUUUGAUGUGCCCGUGGAGGAGAACGAUUACGUGAUUGUUCCUCCUUUGGAAGGUUUCGUGAUGAAUCGAGUCCUUGGCGAUUAUUUGGAAACCCUUCUCUAUAAGAUUUUCGUAUCCAUCGACGAAAACACGCCUGUGGUUGAGCUAGCCAAUGUCUUGGAGAUUGACGUCAAUUUGGUGCGAGAUGCAGUGUCGUUGUAUUGCCGUUUGGGGUUCGCCAAGAAGAAGAACAGUGAAAUGGACUCAAAUGACGUUCAUCCCUCAUGGUACGAUCAUCUCCAUGGAACCACGGUGGCCAUGACCGUGGAUCGUCCUCGCCGGAUCUCCGUGAGCUCGGAUGAAGACGACAGCUUGCUUAAGGAGCUCAAUCAAGCUCUCGAGACGGACACCGAGAGCUUCACGGAUGACUUUGUCAAACCCACACGCGAGGAUUUGGAAUCUGGAUCGCUGCACAGUGAGGCCGAGUCUCAUCCCGGAAAUGGUGGAUCCAGCGGAGGAGCCAAGAAGAUCGCGUUCCUCUUUGAUUCCACUCUCACGGCAUAUCUUAUGAUGGGCAAUCUGAGUCCGGGUCUCAAAAGUCAUGCUGUGACCAUGUUUGAAGUGGGCAAGCUCUCAGAUGAGAGUCUGCCCAGUCUGGUGAUCGAACUGGAGAAGGUAUCUGAUGUUGAUAGCGAAGGAGAAGCUGCUCGGUAUUUCUCGCAUGCGUUCACACUCCGUGAUACCAUUCAGUUCCUCCGUCAAAAUUCGGAAUUAAGCUCCAGCAAUCCGGAGGAAAAUAUGUGCUUGGGAUUGGAUUUGAUACGUUGUGAGAGCCUUCAAAGUCUCGAUCCGUCCACAGCUGCUCGAUUGUUAAAGAAGAAUUAUUCUCUGUUAGUCUCCAUGGCCCCCUUGUCAAAUGAAAUUCGACCGAUGACUGGGCGUUCCCCGCCUCAUUUAGGUCCGGCAAUUCCCGAAGUCUCGUCCAUUUGGUUUAAGAUGUUUCUUUACCACAUCACAGGCAGUGGACCACCUUCCCUACUUUUAGCCAAAGGUACGAGGAUCCGUCGUCUCCCCGAGCUCUUCCAUGGUUGCAAUCGUCUCCUUGUAACCUCGUGGGGUCACGACCCGAGUGAAAUCCCCAUCUCUGGUGCUUUGACCAUGCUUCUGGAUGCCCUCCAACAUUCGCCCAUUCUCGUCCAAGGCCUUUGUCCCAAUGGGUUCAAUCAAGCAGUCACGAAAACAAUCGCAUUUCCAUUCUCAGACAAAGAUUCCCUGAAUAGCUUCCCCUGGUUAAACAAAUUGGGCGCUCAAGUGGACUUGGAACAUUCCUGUGGUUACGUCACUUUCCUGAACUUUCCCAAUGAGGGCCCGGAUCACUUUGAUCCCUCUCCUCAAACGCCUACGAAUAUCAACGAAGGGACCACCUCUAUCCUGGAGGAAGAAUUGGAUAACAUCGAUCAUCCCAUGGCCGGAGGAAACCCGGACCAAAGAAAGGAGCGGGUCAAGAACCUUGGCUUAGAACUGCAAAACCCGUCAUCGGAACUUCCAACCCAAGAGCAUUGGUGUCUCUUAGAUCUUCAUUUGGGGGUGCCUCUGUUUGAUCCGACUCUGAAUAAAAACAUCUGUCAAAGAAUCGUUGACAAGGGUCUGUGGCGAAAAGAGAGUCUGGAGAAGUUGACCGAUUCUAGUCACGGGUUGUGCAAGCAUCUCUUGGAUUUCAUCGGCGAGCAUCAGGAUUUAACGAUUGUAAAGAAUUUGGAUGACAUUGCCAAUCGGUCUGAUAUCACACAUCCCACUCGAAACUUGUUUUUCAAUGGAAGUGCGCUCGAAGAUUGGAACGGGCGUUGAUAAAAUUUCUGGUCUGCACCGUUGGAGGACCCUUUGAACUUGCAUUUCUUGUGAUCACCAUUACGAUUCCAUGUUUUUAUUUCUUGAUUCCCCCCCGUUUCAGUUUACACGCCUAUGAUUGAAUGAUAUAUCAGCCCUCUCUAUGAAUAGUUGUUAAUGCACGUUAAUAAAUUAUUCCGCAUUUA